Messenger RNA from Spea bombifrons (plains spadefoot toad), 2275 nucleotides. It is a transcript of the gene RNF139, whose product is annotated as ring finger protein 139. Gene Ontology annotation, molecular function: zinc ion binding; ubiquitin protein ligase activity. The record is from RefSeq and is a predicted model, not a curated record. NCBI's taxonomy places the organism in Eukaryota, Metazoa, Chordata, Amphibia, Anura, Pelobatidae. Gene Ontology annotation, biological process: ERAD pathway. Gene Ontology annotation, cellular component: endomembrane system; endoplasmic reticulum. The coding region runs from base 55 to 2043 and encodes 662 amino acids. The transcript is spliced from 2 exons.
GGGAGGGACUCCGCGGCCUCCUGGAACUGGGAGGAGGCUGCGGCCCGAGAGCCCAUGGCGGCCCCUCGGGUGCCAGUCGGCCAGCGAGUGCGGGCCGUGCUGGAUGUGUCACUGCGGGUCCCCUCUGUCUUUAUCAUUGACGCCAUCCUUAACUCGACUCAGGAUGAUUCGUCCGGCUGCUUCACCUUCCUCCUCCAUCUCGCCCUCAAGCUACUGGGUGUUUUGGCCUCUGCCAUCGUGUUGGUAUUAUCUCGAAGAGCUCUCUUCAAGUUUUAUAUGAUCGGCGUGGCCCUCGUGCUGGCAGCAUCUUCAGUGUUGGUGAAUUAUUAUGCCACUUUGCACAUGAACUUCAAAAGUGCCUAUCACUCGGCGGCGUUUGGCAUGGAGCUCCUUCCCUCCAGCGGGCCGUCGGUGUGGAUGACGCUUAUCGUUUUGCAACUUACUUUCGGGAUUGGAUUUGUUACGUUGUUUGAGGUCCAGUCUCUCUACUCUCAGCUAAUAGUACUGGAUCUAUUAAUCCCCGUCGCUGGUUUCAUCAUCGAGCUUCCGUUCCACGUGCAGCAGAUCUUGGUUUUUAUAUCGGGCUUUCUUCUUGCACUCUACAUUACAGUAUGCCUCUCCCUCCGUUUCAAAUGGUUCUACUACUCCACCCGAUACACCGUCCUCCUUUUAAAGCAAAUGUAUAGAAUUUAUGGGCUGCAGCUCAUGAUCGAAGAUGCGUGGAAAAAGAUCCACUUCCCUGAUGUCCUCAGAGUCUUCUGGCUGACCAGGCUUGCCUUCCAGGCCGUGUUUUUAGUGUAUAUGGUGAAGGCAUCGGACGGCGAUACGGCAGAGACCUCUUCCUUCAUACCCUGGCAUGACUUGUGGGACCUUUUCUGCAGCCUCAUUAUCAGCGGCUGCGAUUCAACGCUAACCGUUCUGGGGAUGAGCGCGGUGAUCUCCUCCAUAGCGCACUACUUGGGACUGGGAAUCCUCUCCUUCAUAGGCUCUACAGAAGAAGAGGACAAACGUCUUGGGUUUGUAGCGCCCGUUCUCUUUUUCAUCUUGGCUCUACAAACAGGUCUGAGCGGCUUGAAGCCAGAGGAAAGACUUGUGCGGCUUUGUCGGAACAUGUGCCUUUUGCUCACUGCAAUUUUACAUUUCAUCCAUGGAAUGACCGAUCCGGUGUUGAUGUCACUCAGUGCCUCUCACGUGUCGUCUUUUCGCAGACAUUUCCCAGUAUUGUUUGUGUCUUUCUGUCUCUUCGGCCUUUCGGUUUUCCUCACGUGUGUCCUGUGGAGUUACUAUGCACUAAACACGUGGCUAUUUGCCGUGACGGCCUUCUGCGUAGAGCUUUGUUUGAAAGUCAUUGUCUCCCUCACGGUGUACGCGCUGUUUAUGAUCGACGGCUACUACAGCGUGUUGUGGGAGAAACUGGAUGAUUACGUCUACCACGUCCGAUCGACCGGCAACGUCAUCGAGUUUACCUUUGGGGUAAUUAUGUUUGGGAACGGGGCCUAUACGAUGAUGUUUGAGUCGGGGAGCAAAAUCCGGGCUUGUAUGAUGUGUUUACACGCUUAUUUCAACAUUUACCUGCAAGCAAAGAACGGGUGGAAGACUUUCAUCAACCGGAGGACAGCUGUGAAAAAAAUCAAUUCUCUCCCAGAAGUAAAAGUAUCCGAAUCGGGUGAAAUAGAUGAUGUUUGUGCCAUCUGCUAUCAAGAGUUCCAAACUGCUGCCCGCGUCACGCCAUGUCGGCAUUACUUCCACGCCCUUUGCCUUCGGAAAUGGCUUUACAUCCAAGACACGUGUCCCAUGUGCCAUCAAAAAGUAUACAUUGAAGAUGACCAGAAGGAGAACGCUUCCUUCUCCAACAAUAACGGGUUUGUGGCACCGGACGAGGAGCCCGCGCCGAUCAAUGGAGGUGCGGAACGUGAGCCGGAGGAUGACCUCGCGGCAGAUGAUAGCUCGGACUGUGACGAAGAGGAAUGGACGGGGUGCCGGCACAGCUCCACCGCCGAAGAGGAAGACUCCGUCAACGAUACAGACUCUACGGGCGAUUAAAGAUGAUUAUUUAUUUUUUUUGUUUUGCUCUCGUGUGUUUAAAUCAUCGGGGUGUUUAACAUGGGCCCGAGAUCAGACGAUGCUCUUCCCCGUGUUACUAUGAAAGCACAACUUUCGUUGAAUCUUUAAGCAAGGUUGAAAUGAAUCGUUUCUGUUAAGUGCUCCUGUAAAUAUCUCUCGGUCUCUUUUGUGACCUGAUUAAAUGUGUACAUUCUUGUACAUGGAAUAAAAA